Effrenium voratum is the source of this 1527-nucleotide messenger RNA. NCBI's taxonomy places the organism in Eukaryota, Dinophyceae, Suessiales, Symbiodiniaceae. The record is from the annotation of a GenBank genome assembly.
AUGAACUCGCUCCUUGAUGCGCUGUCAGACAGAGCGCAAGACCAAAAAAAGCCGUGUACUUCUUGUAGAAGUUGCUUCACUGGAGGUGACAGUGUGGUCACCUACAAGGCCAACACUGCCAGCUGUGAUUGGCUGGGCUGGUUGCGGACGGUGCUGUCCUUGCGAGGCCGGCCAAUCCUGCACGUCGCGCCGCCGUUGCUGGUGAUCGGUGCGAUGGCCGUCAUAUGUGCAGCAGCAAAAGACUCAAGCACGAUCUUUGGCCAGAACUGGGAUAUUCCUCACUUGGAAGACAUCCUAAAGGAGGACUAUGCGCUUCUGCUUACUCCGCUGUCCUUCAUGUUAGUAUAUCGCCUGAACCGCUCCGCCGUGCGCUUCUAUGAUGCGCGGGCGGCCGCGGGCAAGCUCAUUGAACUCUGCCGCGUGCUGGCGGGAGAGGCAGUGCAUUUUGCUUCGCAUGACAAGGCUGCCUGCGACGAGAUCUGCCGCUGGAUCGUGGCAUUCCCCGUGUGCACCCGGAACUUCCUGCGCGGCCAGGAUUCCGUGGGGGAGCUGCACGGGGUGCUGGAUCUCACACAGCUGGCGGCGCUGCAGAAGGCGCCGGUGCAGACCCUGUUUGCCUGCGACCGCAUCCGCGCUGCGACGCUGCGGGCGGCGAGGAGCAACCAGAAGGAUCCGGCGCCGGUGGUGGCGGUGAUGCUGCAGACCAUGGAGGGCCACAUCGGCACGCUGACGGGGUCCAUGGGCGCCAUGGAGCGGAUCAAUAACACCCCGCUGCCCUUCGCCUACGUGUCCCACUUGCGGACCUGCCUUGUGGUCUAUCUGCUGGGCCUGCCCUGGAUGCUGAAGACGGACUCCUGGUGGUCCGUGCCGCUGGUGCUGCUGGUCUCCUACGCCCUGCUGGGCAUCGAGGCGGCGGCGGUGGCUUGCGAGCGGCCCUUCCGGGACCAGGCCAACCACCUGCCCUUCGACCAGUUCGCGAGGGUUGUGGCGGACAACGUCCGGCAGAUUCUGCUGCAGGCCGAAGUCGACAGCAUAGCUGUGCCAGAACAGGAGCGCGACAUCCGCUCCUUGGACCUGCCGCGGGUCUCCGAAAACAUCCGGGUCUGCGUGCGGAUUCGGCCUCUCACCUCCGAAGAGGCCAACAGCGGCGAGCUGCCCAGCAUCGUACCGGGCCCUCAGGGCAGCGGCCUGCUGAAGCUGCUGCUGCUGGACUCCCUGUCCACCUCCAGGCGGACGGAUGAGCGGAAGCUCGUGGCUCCAAGGAGCUGGCCCAAGGCCUGGGAGUUUGACUUUGUGAUCUCCGGAAAAGGAUCCCAGGCCGGGGUGUACAACCUCUUGGGGCAGCAUUUGGUGCAGAACUCCGUGGAAGGCUUGAACGGCUGCGUGAUCGCGUGCGGCCCCUCCGGCAGCGGAAAGAGCCACACCAUCUUUGGAGGGCGCCAACAGGAUGGCAGCAGGGCCUGGUGCCGCGCCUCGCAGAGGGCAUCUUUCGGGUGCUCCGUGCCCGGGGGGAGAAGCACAUCGUGA